UAGUAUCACUUUUCUAUUAACAGGUGCCCGUGUCUCUGGCCAUGUCGAGUAUGAACAGCGGAGGAGGUCACCACCAAUUCCAGCAGCAGCAGCAGCAACAGCAUCAGCAGCACCAGCAGCACCAACCACAGCAGCAGCAGCAGCAACAGGCCGUCCAUAUCCAUACCCAUGCCCGUGGCCCAUCUUCCAUGAUGUGUGCUGCACCGACACAACCCCAUCACACGCACCAUCUCAGUGGUACCCAUGUGCAGUCCCCGCCUCACCAGAUGGGAGGAGCCAGCGGGGGUAGCUACAGCAACGUCCCACGCCUCCACCAUUGCAACGUUCACUCCUUCCUUUGUUCCAACCCGCCUCUCCAUCAUCAGUACCAGAUGAAUGGAGGAUGCCUUGGUCCCCAGCACCACUAUGCCCCCAUGGUGCCUCCUGGUCAUCAUGCAGCUGGCCCUCUUCUGACACCUGCAGGGCCACCCCAAUUAAUGGCUGCCACUCCCCAGCCCCCCCACACCCACACCUCUAUGUAUGGACAGGCACCCAUGGGAGUGGCUCCUCCUCAGGCCGUCCCCACCCACCUCACAGCUGUUCCCGGACAACUGUCUGCAGCGCCGCAGAGUCUGGGAGUCAGUGUAGCUCCUCAGCUUCCCCCUCAACACCACCAUCACACCCACCAGCAACCCACACCUCCUUUGGUAACGCCUUUCCCUGCCCACACUCACCUUCAUCAACUCCAUCAUUUGCAUGCAAGCAGCGGAAGUGGAGGUGGUGCACGAGGUGCUAGCGUUGACAUGCUUGGUCGGGGGCUAUAUCGUGGUCCAGGUCAAGGUCAUGUGCUAGGUCGUAUGAGAGGACCAAGAGGUAGCAGCGGAAGCAGUUUGGGAGGCACAAGACGUAGUAGUUCUAGCUGGCGAGGAAACACCAUGCCUCCAGCUGCCCCUCCACCCCCACCACCCCCACCCCUCCCUAGUGCUGCUGCAGCAGCAGCCACAUACCCUGGCAUUCUCUUACAUUUCUUGGCAAUGUUGUCACAUCCAUCGCUACACCAAUACAGCGUGGUAGACCCAGUGCCUGCGGAAGCUCCAGACACAGAGAACUAUGAGGCCCUACUACAUCUGGCAGAAAGACUAGGCGAGGCCAAACCUAGAGGCCUUAUGAAGACCGUGAUUGACCAGCUCCCGUCCUAUAGGUAUACUGGGGAGAAGUCCGACACAAAACAGACAACAUGUGUAAUAUGCAUGUGUGAUUUCGAACUCCGGCAGAUGUUACGUGUAUUACCAUGCCUGCAUGAGUUUCAUACCAAGUGUGUUGAUAAGUGGCUCAAGGAGGGUGGCGUGCCUUGUGCCGUAUACCACUGCUGGCUGCUUGCAUGCUUGCAGUAUCAUGAUGAUGGCCUUUUUGGUGCCUGCAGGUAUGUCCCUCUUGGUCACACUGCACACUGGUUCGGUCGUCAGGUGUUUCCAGGCUUUGCGUUAUGGGUCAUUUCAAUGUUGAUCACCGUGUGGGUCACUUUGCAGCCUUUAGUUAGCUGAUUAUCACUUCUGCUGUGCAAUUCAGUCUUUAGCAGCAAGUUUAUAUAUUUUACCAAAUAUGAUUGCACUAUCUUCAGUUUCUUGCUUCCACUGUGUUGUGCAAUGUAAAGUUUUUAAUUUUAUUAUGGGGAUUAUUUACUAUUGUUGUAUAUAUUGUUGCAAAUUUGUCUGCAAAGCUCUGGAAAUAUGUGACAACCGGCCAACAUCAGGCAAGACUGUCACCAACUGGCUGUAAAAUACUCCUCAAGCAUAAAACAUAGGCCUAACCACCACAGCAGCACGCAGGGUUCCCACGAGGAGCAUUUUCUCCUUGUUUUUUCUUUGCUAUUUGUCUAGGAACUUUCUUUAGAAAUUUGUGUUCAAAAUUUAUUAGAAUUCAUAUGAAGUAAAUUAAUCAUUUCCUAAAAAACACAAUAUAUAACAUUAAUAUGAAUUAGUCUUAUUAGAGUUUACAUUACAACAAAGCUAAUGUUUGAUAAAUGCUGUACAGUCUUUACACUGGGGAUUGUAGAGGAAUGCUCAAUUUAGUUUCAAAAGUCUGCCCUAACAUAGUGGUGCAAAUAAUGUGUUUCCACUAAUCCUGAUGGGUACUGCUUUUGGUUAAAGUAUGUUUGAUAUUUGCCCCUUUUUUUAGGAUCCGGAAAUCAGUGUGAUCCAGUUAAGUGUGCUAAUUUUAAAUAAUAAUUAAUCAAAAGCAGUAACCGUGGAUGAGUGUAAGAAGCUUGCCGUGCCAGAACACCCUUAGAAGGACUUAACCAUAAACCUUGUGCUUGUGACCUCUCCUUUCUGUAAUUCAAGUUUGUGGCAGCCUGGUCAGCUUGCAAUGAUUUGUUCUACUAAUUUUAUUAAUCUGUUGCAUGUAAUGUAAUUAAGAAUGAGGAGAAAGUGCUGUUCUUGCUGUGCUGGCGGCAUUUUACCGCAGCAUCCCAGUUGUCUCAGCCCAAACUGCUUGCGAUGCUCAGAGAUGAUUGACAUUUACCUGGAACUGUAGAUUUUUUCUUCACGUCCAUAACAGUUUUUAAUGUAUACAGUCAUUCACAGACGCCAGCAUUCAGCCAUCCAUUUUAAGUCUUGAAAAGUAUGUUUUCAGUUGUUGGUUGAUAGUUUUGUGGUGGGAGUGUGAAGUGCUUCCUCACCCUAACCAUAACACAACCACCAGGUUACCAUAUAACUGAAACUAAAUUCAUGACAUAAAAUCUGGAGCUUAACUUCUGACAACAGUGAUUGCCUGUAAAACAUAGUACAGUAGUCAGUGAAGGAAUUGUUACCUAGCUACCUGUACUUGUGUUUUCCUUUCUGAACACUUAAAAGCACAAAUCACGAGAAACUUCUUUUUUUUUUACUAAAUUGGGUAGUUUAAUGUAAAUGUUUAAUUUAUGUUAACAUCAAUAUUUUGAACUCAAAUUACAGCCAGUUUUUGACAGUAAUUUAAAAUGUCUGCUCCUUGAGGCCUUUUAAAGUUUCAAUUUAGAGGAAGUUUAAUUGUAGGUCUUGUUUGUGUUUGACAGAUACUGUUUUGCAUUAGAAACUUCUAAUUGAGAAUUUUAAUUUUAUUGUCUAGUUAAUUUAUCUGUCAAUAGUUCCAGGCAAUGAAUGAGGAUAGAGGUUCAUGUACAUUUCAUAUUGAUUAAAAUCAUUAUAGUUAUCACCACUUUACUGUGUAGUUCUAGAAGAAUGACUUGGUAUAUGUUAUUUUUUGAUUCGGAACUAAAUUACAUGAAGUAAAAUCCUUUAUAUGAAGUAUUUGAAUUGAGAUAUUUAGUUUUCUUGACCUUAAAUUUCAGUUAUAAAUUGCCUAAUCUUUACUUGCUUAAUAAUUUUCACUGUCGGGCUUUAAUCCUGCCAACUUUAAACUUUGCUUGUGUCUUUCAGUCAAACCGUACUUGCCCGAUCUGCCGUGGAGAUGCCAGCGAGUUUCUUAAAGAGACCACCAGUUCUGAGUGAAGCAGGUUGAAAUAUACAUGGAAGAGGAGAGCUGGACAAACUGGGAAGAUGAUGAAGAGCUGGUGAAUCUCAGGUCAAUGGUAUCACUAUUAUAAGGAGAGUCUCAAGGAUUGCUUCAGCUUCACACAGUAAUCCUUAUCUCCCAAAUACCAAGGAAGGUGGGCUUUCUGUCUCGGAAUAAAAGAUGGUGGACCUGAUGACAGGAAUUUCGAUCAAAAAACAAAAUUAUGCUCAUCUUUUGGAGGUGUGAAUAGAAAAUGGGAUGUACCCACCAGCAGUAAAAGAGGUGUUGGAGAGUUUGUUGUUCGCAUAUGGGCAACAAAGAUUUUUUUUUCUAUGUAUGGUCUUUUAUGUGUUGCACUUGGAGCUUGAGGUGGAGGAUUUGAGCUAACUGCAAGUGUGUGAGGAAGCUAAAUAUUGCUUUCAGUAACAAGAAUAGGCUCCCAACAUUCACUUUUAUACCAGUCUUACUGAGUUAACUUCCCAAAGCUAACUGUGCAUAUGUGCAGUGUGCAUAUCUGAUUGUUCACAGGACAGUGGUUAACCUUCCCUUGUUGUUCUGUCCAAGGCUUUGUUUGUCUAGGGCUCCACAGGAGUUUAUGUUGUUAGCUGUCCAUUUUCUGUGUUUGCCUUCAUGUGAUGAGGCUGUGUCUGCAACAUUAGUCCUUUGACCCAUGGUGUCUUAGAAUUUGCCAGGGAGUUUUUCUCAUUUGUGUUGUGCAUGAGGACAUAAUGGAUAAUGUUUACUUAAAAAGACCCAUAUUGUUGUGCUAUGCAGUAUAUAAUAAUUCCUCACUGUGAGGCUUAUUUCUUACUGGCAGAGAAAGUAGGAUCAUGUGUGAUAUUGUGGUCAAAAGCUUAACCAAUUCCAAGAAAAACAAGAAAAAAAAGAUGCAAGCAAUUCCAGUGUCGUUAUCCAGUUUGGCAAAUGUGGAACACCACCGUAACUCAGCUGCAUGUUUAUUCAGCGUUAGAUCUUCAGUAUUGAUGUUUAUUGCUUGAAAUUCAAAAUUUAUGCUCAGAAAUUGUUAUUGAUCUGUGUUGUCAAAUCUAAAUGGUUUCUUGGAUAAUCUUAAUACUGUAGUACUUUGCUGAAUAUUUUAGUGAUGGUUCAUUGAUUAUAUAAUGUUAUCACCAGUACGUCCAGUAGCAUAGUAAGCAUAGUAACAAUCUCUAGGAAUUUCAUUCAUACUCAAGAGGUACUCGCAUUCCAAGUAUUUACUUUUUGAAAUUCUCUGUCAAGGUACCCACAUCAUUGCAGUCAUACUCCAAUGCUGUGUUUUUGCAAUGAUAUGUGGAGUUUGUGUGGACCAACUCUUUGUGCAUUCUUUCAUCUGACAAACAUGGACUUGUGCCUCACCACAAUAUACACCACAAAGCUGCUUCAUAUAUGUUCAUGUCUAUAAAAGAAAGCAAGAUAUUGAAGUAAUUUCAUAAUAUGCUUAUGAGUGCAGUGGUUGAUAGCAUUGCAUGAGAGUAUGUCACUUGGCCUGUACAUAGUUCUUGAGUAUUGCUGGAAUUACCCAGAAUGUGUCCAGAGCUAUUUAGUACCUCCCUAAGCAUGCUGUAUUUGUUUUAAAGGAAAAAAAAAUACAAAUGAGAGGAAUGCUCAGAUUGUGCUUGUAGUCUAAGAAGAAUAUCCUUGAAACACAAAAAUUGUUUGCUGUAGUUCUUCAUGUGGUGGGCCAUUACCAAUCAGAUCACAAGAAAGAAUAGGCUUCAGGUUGCUUGAGAGGUUGUUUUUCACAACUAACAACAGACACUGUAGCCCUAAUUCCCAUAGAACUCUCAAAUAAAGUAUAACAGCAGAGAAUAGAAAGAAUUUUACUAACAUUACUGCAGUUAUAAAAUUUUGUAAUUGUUGUCCGUUAGAGCUUAGGACUUUGGGCUUGUAUUUUCAAGGAUUAUACAACAAAGGGUGAAUAUUUUUUAUGCUAAUGGGGGCUUUGCUUAAAAAAGAAGUUAUCUUUAAAAUGUUACUUUGUUUGAACACUUAGUAUUUUCCAGUUGCUUCUUAGACAAUUAGAAAAGGUGUACCAUAAUUCUUCAUAACUUUAUGAUAUUCUAAUUAACCUCUAUAUUAUAAAACUUUUUUGUGUAUAAUUAGUGUGAACUUUCAACACUUACAUGCAAUAUUCUCUCAUCCUCUUUGGUGUUUAUCCCUGACAUUAGCAGAACAAAGCAAAAAAACAACAAAAAAAUAAGCCCAUCUCACAGCCUCAAUACUUGAAAUACAGACCUUCCAUUGCUUAACCUUUGUUGACAUACUCUAGUUUGGGGAGGUUAUGUAGUUACAUAUCCAAGGUGUUUCACAUCUGAAAAAAAAUCCAUGUUUUGUAUAAGAAGAGAUGAGAUACUGUAUUAAGGCAGUUGUCAUAUUUGUGAUAAUCCAUGUUUAAGCAUCCAUUUUCUAUCACGAUUCCACACUCCGUUUCCACGUUCCACUGCCUUCCUCGUAUUCACCACAAAUGCUUCCACCUCACACAGUGAACUAUGCUGGCCAGACGGCUCUCAGGCAUAGUGCAUGGAGGGCUACUUGUGUCUCACUAUUUUUGGGGCAAUUUAUGCUAUUCAGCAGAUGAUUGUAUAGCUCUGGUAUUGUUGUUUCACAAUGUUUGAAGAGACACAAGUACAAGAGCUCUCUUGCACAGAUGCCACCUAAGUUGGUGAUUCUUAUCUUUUCUAGGCUGCUCUGUUUAUUAAUAUGUGAUGCGCUGCUUGUAAUGGUAGCUUGAUUAUUUUUCCCAGGGCGAGGAAUAAGUGUGGCAUGUUGGGAAAGCCGUCUCCAGCAUAUAUGUAGGUUCACUCAGUGUGUUUUGUACAACCAUGUGCCUCAUUAUUUAGUGUAACUAGCAGCAUCUCUCACAUGUUCGAAUUUGAAUGGUGCUUGUGCCAUCACAAACUAUUAUCAGGAAAGAAUGGAUGGGCAUGUUUUGGCAAGUUUCGAGGAUGGAAAUCUGUUAAUUUUGAAGCAUCGAAUAGUGUGAUAUAACUGCAGGUCAGUGGGAGAUAUUUGCCAACCAUGAAUUUAUUUAGUACUGUAUACUUAUUUAAUUUUAACACAAACAUAACAUGCCUUUCAUUUUAAGGGACAGAAGCAAUUCAGUAUACUUGAAUAAGUUUCUUUCAUGUGAGAGGAUGCUGCAACUCUCAAUGUUGGUGCCCCUCCUUGCUGUGUUUAGAGUCAGUCAUUUUUGGGCCAGGUGUAGAGCUUGCUUCCUAUUGCAUGAUAUUCCCUCAAUUCAUGAAAGUGUUAGGGCUCAGGUUAAUAUUGAAUCCAAUGCAGGUUUUGCAUUUGUGGUUUACCCUUGAAGUGUUGCUCUGAUACAGCCUGCAUUACUUUACACCAUAGGAAAUGUAAGGGAAUUGUCAAGAGCCAUGUCUGUGGUACAUAAUCACGUCUUUAUUUUGUUUAUUUACUUAUUUUAUUUUAUUUAUGUUUUUAUUUUUUUUAUUUUUUUUAAGAUUCUUGCAUAGGAUUCUUUUAUCAUCUGAAGGACUGUUUAGGAAUGGAUAUGUAUUUGUUGUUGGUGUCUAAUUGUGGAGGUUUGCUAAUCUGCAGUAGAGAUGUGACCCUGAUAUAUUGAUAGGGAGAGAUUUUGCACCUUGUUGGAAGGGCUCCAUGUUUGGGAGAUUCAGCUUCAGCCCAAAUCUGAAGAAGAUAACUUAACAUGUCCUUCAUAUUGUAUGUGUAUUGGCUUGAACUGUAGAUGCCUUGAGCUGCUCAUGUGUAGUUCUCCCCUUUUACUGUCAAGCUGGCCUUUUAUACAUGUAUUCCUUAGGCACUACUAAAUGGCUCAUUUAUCCUGUUGUGGCCCUCUGUAGUUAGGUAGUGUUUUCCUUUUUCUGUAUGGUAAACCUGACUUUGCCAAAUACUUCCACAUUUCCCUCUCCAUCUUUUAAGUGAUAGAAAGCAAUACAUCUCUAGUUUUUAGCCUGAUGAGAAUAAUAUCUUAUUGUAGUUUUUUAUCACCACUGGAGGGUUUCUAGAUUUUUACUUUUAAUUCUAUAAUGUGUGGUGCUCCCUACCUUGCCUAAUAGGUGAAAUUCUUAUCCAUCUCUUGGUGUAAAACUUUUAUUCUAGAAGAUGUUUUACAGGUUAUAAAUUUCAGUUUAUAUAAGCAAGUAGCCACAUCAGACUCUUAUUUCACCAUUCCACAGCAUCCUGGGUUCACUUUUUGCAUUAAGUCAUCUUUACUCAAAUGAAGCACAAGAACAGUGUCGAGUUCCCCUAUUAGGCAUAUCUGGGGAUGCCAAUGUGUGUAUAAAGUAUUAUGGCUUGAUGUUCAAAGCUCACGGUAUUCUACUAUAUAUACUACCUCAGCCUUAAACAUGCUAAGCACAAUAUUCAUAAGUUGGACAUAGUUCUUGAUAGUGUCAGAACUAACGACCAGGUUAAAAGUUUUACAACAAGUUUAGUAAAUCCCAUGCAAACCGUGGUCAUGUUUUCCUCAACGGUGUGUGGUAUUAUGGUGAAGCUUGGUGAUCCCUGAGACUGUGCGUGUAACCAAGGACAGCAGAAAUAUUAAGCAGGUGAUGUCAACAUACCACCACAUUCUGUUGUGGACAAUGAACCUUGUGUGAUUGAACACCUUAUAUUCUGUCAGCAGCAGUUCUGCAAUUGGCAGUUGAUGUGCUACAACUGACAAUGCCUUUUAUCAAAAUUUUUUGAUAUAUUAAAAUAUUUUUUUUGAACUUAUAAUUGAAGAUAUUGCUGCUAACAGAGGUGUGGAAGCUGGGGCCAUGAAUGAUAUUACAGGCAGGUAGCUGUGACAUGUGUUGUGAAACAAAACCAUUUUUAUGCAAAUCUAUAUUUUGAUCUGUGAAGGGCAUAGCAUCAAGAUGUAGUUAUGCAUAAAUUUUUGAGUUGUGGAGAACAAACAUGGCUUGUCCUGUGGCUUACCUGUAGUGGUUCCUUCGUGACCCUUGCUCUGCUUGUGUGCUAUCUUUGGGUCAAUUCCUAAAAGUUGUGGUGUGGUCAGUGUGAUGUGGCGGCCAGCUGCUGUCUACCUAGCUCAUGUUUAAUAUUAUGUCCAUGUGGUUGGAAAGUUUUAUACUGAACUUGUUUAAAUCUGUUUGUUGCAUUGGCUUUUUCUGUGUAGAUGCAAAACUCACUUUCUGCAUUUGACUAUUGACCCCAAAUUAACAUUUUAUUGAAUUUAUUAUUGUUUGAACAAGCCCAUUAAUAGCACAUUACGAAGAUUAUCUCAUUAUUUUAGUAAUCACUUAUUUUAUCUUAAAGAUCAUCACUUUAUUGUAUACACAUAUUGUGGUGCAAUUUUGGACAGUGGGUUUUCCUCCAUAAUUAGGAUUCAAUGGCACAAAUGCCGCCACGCACACAAGACCGUGGGCCCUAUGUUACCUGCCUUCAUAUGGCUCCUCCAAGUAACAGGGGCAGAAUUCUUUAUAAGCACCAGUUCUUGUAGCAGCAAAUAAAAAAAACUUUGAGGAUUACUGUAUUUUGACAAGUAAUUUACUGAAUGUCAAUGACUUUUGGAAUGUAAAGCCUUGUAUGUGGUGACAAAGAAUUCUGGUUAGCAUUAAUGGUAUUAACCCUGUGUAUGGAGAUUGUUUUCAGUAUACAAUAAUUACCAUGUUCAUAUAUAUUUUUUUAAAGAUGAGCCUUUGGUUUUAGUGGUUCUUCUCAGGAAACAUUUAUUAAGAAUUUCCCAUAGACUUUUUCAGCAAAUGGGUUAUCAUUUACAGAGGCAGUGUUUCAAAUUGUAUAUUGGGUAUGGUGACAUACGGGCCCCGUCCGCACUAACCUGCCUUGUAGUACAAAUGUGCAUUUUGUAUUUCACCUAAAUUCACUUAAUUUUCAUGAAUAUGCAUAUUAUAUAAAUGAUUAUAUAUAUAUAUGAACACACACAUAUGUGUGUGAGCAAAUAACUGAAUGGGGGUAUUGUAGAUUUCUCCAUUGCUUCACUCUAAUGAUAAUGUUCUCAAUACCCAAGGGCCUUGGUCACUUUCUGUCAUAUAGGAGCAUGCAGGGAAAAGUGUUGCAAGUCUAAAUUACUGAUUUCAUCUGAUCAGGAAAAGAAACCAUGCUUCUUGUUCACCUUUCAGUAUGAGCUACCAACUUGAAGCAUUUGUUAUAUCGAUGUAAUUACCAUUGUAUGAUGUGUACCUUCUCUUGAAAUAUGUAAUAAUGCGCAAUAGAGUUGUAGCCUAUAAUUGAAGCGUAACCUCUUCAGCUGUAGUCUGAUGUAUCCUUUAUUUAAUCACAAGUUCCUCAGACUUUAUCCCUGUUAGAGGAAUGCAAUUAUUUUAGAACUAUCACGACCCUGUGUGCUCCCCUUUUUUCUAUGCUUGUGAUUUGUUUACACUACAGACAUCUUGAGACGUAAUCAGCAAACAUGAGUCUUCAUUAGUAUAUACGAAAGGAGUACUUUCCUUGUUACAAAAUCCUGAAAUGAUCCUGAAUGUUGUACUGUGGACAUAUUGUUACUGAAGUGAUCAUAGUCUCAGAAUCUUUGCGUAGUGUCAUGCAGCAUUUACGCUUAAAUCGGUUGUAGUAAUCAGAGAGUCAGCCAGGUAAACAAAAUCCUCUUGGUUAGACUUGAAGCAUUGCGCUUGCAUUUUUUUUUUACCUGUUGGUUUGUGAUAUUUUCCAGCGAUUUUUACUGUGAUGUGACGAGUGACUUUGCAAUUUAUAUUUGUAAAUGUGGGCGAACUUGGCCAUUUUCAUCUAUUGAUGCUUUUGCUUCAAGCCAAAUGAUAAAGGCUUCCAGGAUAAUCAAUGUCCUCUUUACUGAUGCAACACUUGUAAAUGGUGACAAAAAUUUUAGUCCAGGUACCUCUUUCUUCCCAUCCUCCCUGCUUCUUACUGCAGUCAACCUGCAAUUUGUAUGCAUGUUUGUUGCAAGUUUACUAAUGAUCUCGUAGGCUCCCAUUCCCUUGUAGGCAGUAGACAUUCCAAGGCAUUCCAUGCUUAACUCACAUUGCAUUCCAAGCUUACAACUUUACCCUCUUGGCCCAGAUAGUGUUGAAGUGCAAACCUGGUAGGAUCAUUAUUGAAAGGUUAGAUUCCAUUUGUUAAAUAAUAAUUUUAUUUAGACUUAUGCUUUCUUCACAACUGUGUGAAAAUCUAAUGUCUGCCAAAUAUAAAACUGAUUAUUCCUAAAAUGUAAUGCGAAACCCAAUUUUAUUGUCUUAAACAAUUCUGCUCCUACUGCAUAUGGCCAUUUUUGCUCACACAUAAUUUUUAUGCUUCUGGUAUGUAGAAUUCAGUAUUUUCAAGCUUGUAAGUGUAAUUGCUUUAUUAAUCACACUUCAGGUGUCCCUGAUUAUAUUUCCUCACUAUGAGAUUUUUGAAGGUUUGUUAUAUGUACGUUCCUAUAGCAUUACUGUUAUAAUUUUUCUCUUACCCCUUAGAGACCAAAGACAUGAAUAGUUAAUGGAUAUUUCCAUGUCAUGUAAUUUGUCAACUGACAAACUUUACCUGCUGCUGUUUCCUGCUAAUAGGUAUUCCCUUUCCAUUUUAUCAUCGUGAUCAGGUAUCAAAUGUAUCAGUACAGUGUAGGCAAGAUGAUAGUUUGAUGCUAGUACCAAUAAAAUAAACACUAACGCCUCAUGUCUGUGAACAAGUUGUGCAGUUGUGAAUGUCUACCAAUGUGGUUUUUAUCUUAUGGCUAAUAAAGGCAAAAAAACAAAAAACAAA
Homarus americanus (American lobster) is the source of this 11127-nucleotide messenger RNA. RefSeq names its product RING finger protein 44-like. The record is from RefSeq and is a predicted model, not a curated record. Lineage: Eukaryota; Metazoa; Arthropoda; Malacostraca; Decapoda; Nephropidae. The coding region runs from base 42 to 1523 and encodes 493 amino acids. The transcript is spliced from 7 exons.